UUGAAUCGGGGAAAAGAUCGCCAUCACAAACUAAUUGUUGGUGAUCUGCGGGUCGUUCUACCCUCAUCAGCUGGCUGCCUCUGGAGGAGGAGAGUUGUGAGAAAGCCAUGUUCGGCCAUGACCCAAAACAAUUGUCAUGUUGUCAGCACUACCUCGUGCCAACUCUUCAACAUCUGCGGCAAGGGGAAAGCACUUCACUUUGAGACUUUCAAAGUGUUUGUUGAGUUUGAGAGACCUCACUCGCACUCCCGAUCACAAUCAGCCGACACCCCCGUCCUGGAUGCUGUCCUUAUCGCACUCAAACGCCGACAAGAGAGGAACAAGCUUGCCCUCUAUAUUGACAAGUCCCCUCUCCCCUCUUCACAGAGGAACGAGGACGUCCCUGUAAUUAGAGCCGGGGCACUGAAGGAGAUGAAGCUCCCUGAUAGUGGCACUAAGCAGAUCGUCAUCACUGAGUACAUUGAUGCUGGCCACUUCUGGGCCCAGUUGGUCGACCAGGUUGCCACGACGAACAUGAGAUGGCUACUGGACAGUAUCAACACUCGUAGUCUGAAGCCGCUCCUUUGUCCUCCAGCCAAGAUGGAGGGCAUGUUCUGUCUUUCCCCUUUCUCUGAGGACGGGCUGUUUUAUCGGGCAAAGGUCGUUGGCAUGGAGGUCGUCGAGGAGACAAAUGAGGUGUAUGCCCAUGUGGUAUUUGUGGACUAUGGUAACGUGGAGAUGGUGAAUACUGGUGUACUGUGUGAGCUCUCCUCCAGUGACACAGAGCUCGAUAUGCAGGCCAUCGAGUGUUUCCUCACGUCCGUCAAACCCACCAUUCAGAGCUCAUCUGAUGGCAAGUGGUCAGCUGAGGCAAACGACAGGUUCAAGCAACUCACAAUGAGCAAAUAUCUCAUGAUUCAGGUGUACUCUCGUGUGGGGAAUUCCCUACGUGUCGACCUGUACGAUACUACAAGCCAGGAGGACAUCUUCAUCAACGAGGUGCUUGUGAAGGAAGGUCAUGCUGUCCACUGUGAGGAGCCCUACCCCUCGAAGUUUGCCCACGUUCAGACUCUAGCAGCUCAGGCGUCCGAGGCCUCGACCAGUGUGGGUGGUAGAGGAGGGAGGUACGAGUCCAGCACCACCAAGACCAUCCCCUGGGUGGAGGAGGACAGGACCAAGAAGUACCCCAGAGAAAGAAAGUUUGAGCUGAGAGGUCCUGACAGUAUGUACGAGGUGACCUUCCACCAGAUGACCAUUGCCGGGGGAUACCGACAGGCUCGCAUCGAGCGAGACUCAGUCAAUUGUAUCGUGGUCAACAGUGAACCACAGGACCGUCGUGACAGACUGAUGGUGGCAGGCUAUGUGGCGUUAAACCCCUCAGGCAAUACCUGCAUCGCUAGGCACACCACCCUCAUGCCCAACAUCCCUGCACUCCUCCACUUGGUCGCCAUUUUGUUUGCACCCUGUGUUGAGAUGAGAGCUAAUGAGUUGAAGCGUCAGUACACUGGGGCCAUAUGUGGGUUGGGUUUCGAUGUGGACACAGAUGAGAGCAUCUACAGUGAGCACGAUAUGGAGUUAACCUUUGACACCCUCAUCUCACAGGAUGACCUCAAAAUGGUGAACAACCUUCGUCUGGUAAUCAACCUCGCUGUAUGGGACGAGGAUGUUAUUGGAGAGUUGAAUGACACCAUGUUGCAGGAGGUCCAGACGAAAGCAAGGAACCUCAUUAAAGAGCUAAUUCUGAAGCCUCGUGACUCCAUCACACCGUACCAAGGAGUGAGUGCAGGCUGGAACAAAGUGAGGAGGAGGGAUAUACUCAGAGUGGAUACAGGGGAGACAGACGACUCCUCCCAUCCUCUCUUCCCCCUACACCUCGGCAUCAACAUCUCUGAGGAGAGGAUUGACCAGCAGAGGAGUGCUAGAGUACUGCUAUUGAGGGAGGCCAUCAAGGAACUACACAAGAAGACGUCAGAAGUGUUUGUUGAGUUUGAGAGACCUCACUCGCACUCCCGAUCACAAUCAGCUGACACCCCCGUCUUGGAUGCUGUCCUCAUCGCACUCAAACGCCGACAAGAGAGGAACAAGCUUGCCUUCUAUAUUGACGAGUCCCCUCUCCCCUCUUCACAGAGGAACGAGGACGUCCCUGUAAUUAGAGCCAGGGCACUGAAGGAGAUGAAGCUCCCUGAUAGUGGUAUUAAGCAGAUUGUCAUCACUGAGUACAUUGAUGCUGGCCACUUCUGGGCCCAGUUGGCCGACCAGGUUGCCACGACGAACAUGAGACGGCUACUGGACAGUAUCAACACUCGUAGUCUGAAGCCGCUCCUUUGUCCCCCAGCCAAGAUGGAGGGCAUGUUCUGUCUUGCCCCUUUCUCUGAGGACGGGCUGUUUUAUCGGGCAAAGGUCGUUGGCAUGGAGGUCGUCGAGGAGACAAAUGAGGUGUAUGCCCAUGUGGUAUUUGUGGACUACGGUAACGUGGAGAUGGUGAAUACUGGUGUACUGUGUGAGCUCUCCUCCAGUGACACAGAGCUCGAUAUGCAGGCCAUCGAGUGUUUCCUCACGUCCGUCAAACCCACCAUUCAGAGCUCAUCUGAUGGCAAGUGGUCAGCUGAGGCAAACGACAGGUUCAAGCAACUCACAAUGAGCAAAUACCUCAUGAUUCAGGUGAGUCUGGCUGUAUACAGCUACUGGCUGGGAUCUUAGCCUACCUUGUGUCUAAUUGUAGAAGCACAGUGAAGCACAGAGUGUGUGAGGAGAGAUUGUUCAGUGAUGACCUGCAGCUGGACUUAGCAGGGAGGAGCUCAGCAAACUAGAACUGAAAACAUGAACUUUAUUAUUUAACCUGUCCAAACUGUUGUUUCAUUUAUUCUCUUUCUCUCGUUCACAUAUAUAUUAUCAUACUCCCAAAUGAGAUUUUUUUUUUCACAACCAUUUAUCCUGCAAUUCAUGAUUCUUUAUUAUCCCUAUAAUUACUUAUUGAGA
Molecule: messenger RNA, 2958 nt
Organism: Halichondria panicea
Lineage: Eukaryota; Metazoa; Porifera; Demospongiae; Suberitida; Halichondriidae
Product: ATP-dependent RNA helicase TDRD9-like
Exons: 16
Coding region: 118-2679 (853 amino acids)
Source: RefSeq, a predicted model, not a curated record